This is a messenger RNA of Cotesia congregata, 900 nucleotides long. The record is from the annotation of a GenBank genome assembly. Lineage: Eukaryota; Metazoa; Arthropoda; Insecta; Hymenoptera; Braconidae.
AUGGGUUGUGGCAACUCUAAAGCUUUAACUCGUAAGGGAUUGAUUAAAUUCAUCGAAAAUAAAAAUGCAGCUAAAUUAAUUAACCAAGAACAUAAAGACUUGAUGAACGAGAAGGAAGAAGGAACGUUUGGCGCUUCGAUAGCAACUGGGUACUUCGGUGACUGUCAAAAUGAAAAUGAAGGACUGUAUUUUGAUCACAGUCGCGUCGUUCUCCAAAUAGAAAAUGGCUCCCACACGUACAUCAACGCGAGCUACAUAGAUGGUUUUGAUUAUCAAGAUGCCUACAUCACAAUGAAGACACCUCUCUCAAGGAUGGCAAUUUUUAAGUUCUGGUGGAUGGUGUGGGAACACCAAUCCGAAUCCAUCGUGAUGCUCAAUACGCCGAAGACUGACCAGAACAUUUAUAGGAUUCCUUACUGGCACCCAGAAGAAGGAUCUUCUCUUCAGUGCGGAAAAUUGAAGAUUACCACGUCGAAAUUUCAUCUGGACCAUCAAAAUUUUGAACUCACGAAGCUUAUCGUCACCCAUGAAGGUGGAAGUUCGUUGUACGUAAAUCACUAUUCAUACUAUAAUUGGCAAAAGGAUCAUAUCUUGCCCAGAACGUCUGACUUCCUUGACUUCAUGCGGAUGGUAUCAUUAUACCGCUACACGACAGUGACGCCAGUGACUUGUAAAGGCUACAAGAAUCCUAUGAUAGUCCAUUGUAGUGAUGGGCUAGAACGUUCUAUGGUAUUCUGCGCCAUUGACAUAUCUAUUUCACAAAUUAGAAAAACAGGGAAACUUAAUUUGUAUUCUAAUGUUUUAAAACUUAGGCGAGAUAGAUACGACUGUCUCAAAAAAGUGAAUUACUAUUUGUAUUGUUACUUAGUUUUAUACUUCUAUGUUUCAUUUUAUAUGUAA